Molecule: messenger RNA, 2421 nt
Organism: Aspergillus clavatus NRRL 1
Lineage: Eukaryota; Fungi; Ascomycota; Eurotiomycetes; Eurotiales; Aspergillaceae
Product: DUF3405 domain-containing protein
Exons: 1
Coding region: 1-2421 (806 amino acids)
Source: RefSeq, a predicted model, not a curated record
AUGGCUGUCCAGAGGAGGAACUCCUCUGCAUAUCGCACGGCUGCGCAUACCUGGAAUGCUCGCAAUGAGGCUGUAGAUAUUGAGAAGCAGCCGCAACACUCGCAAUAUACUCAUCAUCGCGCUCGCAGUUCGACCGAUUCAGAAAGUGGCGAGGAUACCCUCACAGCGUCCUCUUCCAGUUCGCAUCGGCCCAUACUGGGCGGUGCCCCCUCAGCACGGCGAGGCCGAGGCCCGAUGAGCUCCUAUCGCGUCCCGAAUCGGAUCAUGAGAUACCUCUGCUUCGCAUUAUUUUCAGCUCUCGUGCUCUUUAUCCUUACUCUCUUCCGAUUCACCAUUACUUCCAGCGCCAAACAGGUCGCUCUCGAAUUGCCUAAAGUAGCCCCCAAGCCGCCUCGAUGGGAGAGUUUCCCGUUUCUAAAACGGUAUCAUGGCGGCAUCAGAACUCUCGUUGCGCGCAAGGAUUCUGUGCCUGAAUAUCCUGGGGAUGGCACGGAGGAAAUGGGGCUAGGUGCUGGUAAUAAGAUGGCUUCCGCCAAGGUUGAAGCCAGGGACCAGACGCUGCCGAUGUCGAGCUCGGUUUUCAAUCCCUACCCGGAUUAUAAAUCAGGAGAAUAUGUGGCAGCGCAUGGUGAGAAGCGCGAAUGCUUCCUCGACGAUCAGGAAACUAUCCGGAUUCCUCUGGUCCACAACUAUCCUGGUGUGCCUCGUGGGUUCCCGGAUGCAGUCAUGGGGUCGAACGAGAUGCUGGGUAUCAAAGACGAUGUCUGCUUUGAUCGGUUCGGCCGUCUGGGUCCCUAUGGCCUAGGAUACAGUGUCCGGAAAGGUGGUAUCGGAGCAGGCCUAGAAGGAGAUCGUGAGGGGGCAGAGCAGGUGUGGGAGGACAUUCCUCCUGUUGACUUCCGGCAAAUUGACUGGGCCGUUGCCCAGAACAGAUGCGUCGCUCUCAAUAACCAUCGUUUCAAGGAUCUCCCCGAGCCGCGACUCAAUCGCUUUCUUGCUUUACCUGUGGGCGUUCCCAAGUCAUCCUCAGAUUCCCUUGGAAAAGAGGAAACAGCCGAGGCUAACGCGAGUCGCUUACCUCGAACGGCUGUGGUGAUUCGUACAUGGCACGAUUUUCGCUACACCGCCGAUGAUAUCUUGUAUUUGCGCUCGUUAAUCUCGGAACUGUCGCUGCUUUCCGGUGGAGAAUAUACUAUCCAUUUCCUGAUCCAUGUCAAGAACAGUGAUCUACAGAUUUGGUCAGAUGACGAAACCUAUGAGCGCGUACUCGAUGAUGCCCUUCCAAAGGAGUUCCGAGGUAUGGGAACUCUCUGGUCAGAACAACAGAUGGCUCUCAUGUACCCUGGGCUGGAAGAAACUUGGGCUCGAGGACUACCCGUGCAUGGCGUAUACCGCAGUACAUUCUUGCCGAUGCAGUAUUUUGCCUAUCAGCACCCGGAGUAUGACUUCUUCUGGAACUGGGAGAUGGACGUGCGCUACACAGGACAUUGGUAUCAUUUCUUCGACAAGGUGAUUAGUUGGGCCCGGGAACAACCUCGCAAGGGUCUUUGGGAACGAAACGCUCGGUUCUAUGUUCCUUCUGUCCAUGGAUCCUGGGAGGACUUCCGGCAGAUGGUUCGUGUGCAGACUGAGAUUGGCACGAACAGCCCGAACAAUAUGUGGAGUGCAGCUGCCAAGCCAGGCUUGGACCCGUCUUCGAAGGACAAAUCUGCUCUCCAUCGCCAGGGCGACAAGAUGAUCUGGGGUCCCGAGCGCCCCGACGAACGGGAUAUUCUUGAGGUGGAGGGAGAAGGCGUCCCGGAAACCACAGCAGAGAAGGACAAGUACCAAUGGGGUGUCGGCGAGGACGCGGAUCUGAUCGUCUUCAACCCUCUGUAUGACCCCGAGGGCACAACAUGGCUUCUGCGAGACGAUGUGACUGGGUAUAACAAGGAGAACGGCAGGCCUCCGCGCCGUACGGCUAUUAUCACUGCCUCGAGACUGUCACGCAAGCUACUCCUUACCAUGCACAAAGAAACGAGUCUGAAACGUCACACAAUGUUCUCUGAGAUGUGGCCUGCCACUACCGCGCUACACCACGGCUUCAAGGCGGUCUACGUGCCGCACUCCGUGUACAUCGAUCGCCGCUGGCCCACUCAGUACCUCGAGUCUGUCUUCAACGCUGGCCGCAACGGCGCCUCUGGUGGUGCUAGGACUUCCGUCUUCGGUGACCGUGAGCACAACUUCCGCGGGACCACCUGGUUCUACUCUGCUGGGUUUUCACCCAAUCUAUGGCGCCGCUGGCUCGGCUACAAGGUGGACAAUGAUGGCGGCGAGCAAGAAGAAUUGGCAGGAGAGGGAAGGAUGUGUCUUCCGCCGAUAUUGCUACACCCGGUCAAGGAUGUACAGAUGAUCAUUGAUGACGGUGCGAACCAAUUUUAA